ACAAAAACUCCUACACCAAAAUAAAAAUCACACCUUUGCGCUAUCCGCCGCUUCCAUUUCCACUUAUCCUCAAUCCUCCAGAAGCCUUAAACCCUCCAAACUCCAUCUUCUUCCUUCCUUCGAAGGCAAAAAAGAUGUCUUUUGCUGUGAAAGCCUUAGCAAACCCUGCGCCAGCUCAUGCCCCCUCCGUCUUCUCCAUUUCCAGAGCUUCGUAUACAAACCCAUGUCUCUCAAUUCCUUUCAAACCCAUCAAAUUCAACCUCUCUUGCUCCCACCCGAGCUUUGUCUGCCUAAAGAAGAAAGAGCCCGUUGUGAGAGUUUCUGUGGUGGCGGCCCAGAAUGAAGAGAACGACCCAGUAGCUCUCGAGGAGCAAGAAGAGGGUUUUGAUGGUAAACUCGACUGGGAUUCCUCGGAAAGCGACGCCGAGGGAGGGGAGAGUGUUGGGUAUGCUAAGCCGAAUGAAGACGCGAAAUUGUAUGUCGGGAAUCUGCCGUACAAUGUGACUAGUGAGAAUUUAGCUCAGUUGUUUCAGGAGGCUGGUGUUGUGGAUAUGGCUGAGGUCAUUUACAACAAGGAUACGGAACAGAGUAGAGGCUUUGCAUUUGUGACGAUGAGUACCGUGGAAGAAGCUGAGAGGGCUGUCGAAAUGUUCCAUCGCUACGAUAUUGGCGGGAGAUUAUUAACCGUCAAUAUAGCCCUCCCAAAAGGGUCAAAGCCUGAACGACCCCCUCGUGUGGUUGAGUCCGGUUCGAAAAUUUACGUCGGUAACCUACCUUGGAGUGUGGAUGAUUCUCGCUUGGAAGAGGUUUUUAGCGAGCACGGUAAAGUGGUGAGUGCUCGGGUGGUCUAUGAUCGGGAAAGUGGUAGGUCACGAGGUUUUGGGUUUGUGGAGAUGUCGAGCGAGGCCGAAAUGAAUGAAGCCAUCUCGAACCUUGAUGGGGAGACCUUGGAUGGGAGAUCAAUCAGGGUAAACGUUGCUGAUAGCGCGAGGCGCAGUUUUUGAUCUGGGAUGAAAAAUACGAGCACUGCAAUUUGUGAUAUGUCUUUUCUUGUGGAGAAAUUUAUUGGAUUUUUGUAAGGAACCAUCCAUAUCAAUGAACUAGUUAAGAGAUUUUGUUGUCACAAAACCGUUUGGAUUUACCUUGAUUGUAUUCUUUUUUCAUGUUGAAAUUUAUGAUGCAUAGUGAUUAUGCUUCAAAUUUGACUUGGAUUUGACUGAAAGCUUAAGAGAUGUUGAAUUGUUAUUGACUGAUUGAUGACAGGAAUGCUUUGGCCUUGUAUGUUGGUAUAAGAAGUCAGUACUAAUUCAAAGGUGUCACAGUGAAGGAUAGAAAAGUGAUUCUAUAAUAUAAACUAUACCUAAGAUAUCAAAAUUUAUGUAAACUUUUAAAAAUGAAAUGAUGAUGAUAUAAGAACUUUUGGUGGGUGAUAUUCUGAUUUGUGUGACAUUUUAACCUCAAAGUGAAAA
Molecule: messenger RNA, 1469 nt
Organism: Striga asiatica
Lineage: Eukaryota; Viridiplantae; Streptophyta; Magnoliopsida; Lamiales; Orobanchaceae
Source: the annotation of a GenBank genome assembly